CAGCCAGCCGAGGCGAGCAGAAGCAGCCUGUGACGUGUCAGCGCCGAAAGAGACUUACCGACAAGGACAAAGAUUAUUCCGUACAGUGACUCAAAAUGGAUUCUUUCGAUAGACAGGAGUUCGUGCCUGAUGGAGCAUCCAACCACUCUCAGGAUUACAGUCGUGGCAGAAGAGGGAGAGGAGGAGGAUUUCGGAGCUCCUUUUCUUCAGAAAUGGGCAGCUGGAACAAUCAUGGAGGGGAGAGAGGAGCUUUCAGAGGAAGAGGAGGUAGAGGUCGAGGCUUUGGUGGAAACGAUCAGAAACAAUUCAGCGGGGAAAAUUCAACACAGGACAAUGACUUCAGUGGAGAAAGAAGAGGCAGAGGAAGCCGCGGUGAAGGUGCUGGAAGAGGAGGCUUUGGAGGAGGGUAUCGUGGAAAGAACGAGGAAAUCUUCACCCAAGAUACUAAAGAGUCAGAGGGUCCAGAAAACCCAGAUGGUAGUGUCAGACCAAAAGUCACCUAUGUUCCUCCAGCCCUUCCUGAAGAUGAGGACUCUGUGUUUGCACACUAUCAGCAAGGCAUUAAUUUUGAUAAGUAUGAUGACAUCCUAGUGGAUGUGAGUGGAACCAACCCAGCACCUGCCAUAUUGACAUUUGAUGAGGCAGCCUUGUGUGAGUCCCUGCGAAAAAACAUCAGCAAAUCUGGUUAUUCAAAGCCUACCCCAGUUCAGAAGCACGCUAUCCCAAUUAUCUCUGCUGGUCGAGAUCUCAUGGCCUGUGCUCAGACUGGAUCUGGAAAAACGGCUGCAUUCCUACUUCCAAUUCUGCAACAGCUAAUGGCUGAUGGUGUGGCUGCCAGCAGCUUCAGUGAGCUCCAGGAGCCGGAGGCAAUCAUCGUUGCCCCAACCAGAGAGCUUAUCAACCAGAUUUUCCUGGAGGCCAGGAAGUUUGCCUACGGAACAUGUGUGCGUCCAGUGGUGGUGUACGGUGGAGUAAACAGUAGAUUUCAGCUAAGAGAAAUUUCAAAGGGCUGCAACAUAGUGUGUGGAACUCCAGGGAGAUUGUUGGAUGUGAUUGGACGAGGAAGGAUCGGACUGACCAAGCUUCGGUAUCUGGUUCUGGAUGAGGCUGACAGGAUGUUGGAUAUGGGCUUUGAGCCUGACAUGCGCCGCCUGGUUAGUUCGCCUGGGAUGCCCCCCAAAGAGAAUCGCCAGACUCUGCUGUUUAGCGCUACCUACCCUGAAGACAUCCAGAGGUUGGCUGCUGACUUCCUCAAGAUGGACUAUUUGUUCCUGGCUGUUGGCAUAGUAGGCGGGGCUUGUAGCGAUGUUGAGCAGACGUUUGUCCAAGUCACCAAGUUCUCAAAGAGGGAACAGCUUCUUGACGUUCUUAAGACCACUGGAAAGGAGCGCACAAUGGUGUUUGUUGAGACAAAGAGACAAGCUGAUUUUAUUGCCACUUUCCUGUGCCAAGAGAAGCUCCCCACGACCAGUAUUCACGGGGAUCGCGAACAGCGCGAGCGAGAACAGGCUUUGGCAGACUUCAGGACCGGCAAGUGUCCUGUCCUCGUCGCCACGUCAGUCGCUGCCCGCGGCCUGGACAUUCCAGACGUGCAGCAUGUGGUGAAUUUUGAUCUCCCCAACAACAUCGACGAGUAUGUCCACCGCAUCGGCAGAACCGGCCGCUGUGGUAAUAUUGGCAGGGCGGUGUCUUUCUAUGAUCCAGAAAAUGACAAUCAGCUGGCUCGCUCCUUGAUCACAAUCCUGUCCAAGGCCCGACAAGUAGUGCCGUCAUGGUUGGAGGAGUCUGCAUUCAGUGGAGGGGCCACGAGUUUUAACCUUUCCAACAAGGGCUUUGCUUCCUCAGACUCCAGGAAGUUUAAACAGGCAGGAGGUGAGAGGAGCCAGCCACUUCCUCAGGUUGCAGUUGCUGACGACGAUGAUUGGGAGUAGAGGAGAAGGCACCCCCACCAAACACUACCCUUUGUUGCAUGAACCAGUGCUGCACGUUGUUUUAUCGGCCCAUUUUUGUUUUGUGAAUCAAAAGGAUUGCUUCAGAAAAAAUUUAAGAAUGUCCAAGAUGUGAAAAGAGAAAUGUAUGUGUUUGUGUAGUGUUUUCAUCUGUAGGAUAUAAAAAUAUUACAUUUAUUUUUUUAGGGGUGUGUUAUUUACAACUGGGACU
Messenger RNA from Phycodurus eques (leafy seadragon), 2160 nucleotides. RefSeq names its product DEAD (Asp-Glu-Ala-Asp) box polypeptide 4 (gene ddx4). Gene Ontology annotation, cellular component: nucleus; P granule. The coding region runs from base 96 to 1931 and encodes 611 amino acids. Gene Ontology annotation, molecular function: ATP binding; RNA helicase activity; RNA binding. Gene Ontology annotation, biological process: gamete generation; cell differentiation. Lineage: Eukaryota; Metazoa; Chordata; Actinopteri; Syngnathiformes; Syngnathidae. The record is from RefSeq and is a predicted model, not a curated record. The transcript is spliced from 21 exons.